Molecule: messenger RNA, 1731 nt
Organism: Varanus komodoensis (Komodo dragon)
Lineage: Eukaryota; Metazoa; Chordata; Lepidosauria; Squamata; Varanidae
Gene: ULK3
Product: unc-51 like kinase 3
Exons: 16
Coding region: 30-1430 (466 amino acids)
Biological process (GO): autophagosome organization; autophagy; peptidyl-serine phosphorylation
Cellular component (GO): autophagosome; cytoplasm
Molecular function (GO): protein serine/threonine kinase activity; ATP binding
Source: RefSeq, a predicted model, not a curated record
CGGCGGCGCCCGUGCGUGGGCCCGGCGGGAUGGCCGGCUGGGCGCCCCCGCAGCUGGAGGACUUCAUCCUGACCGAGCGCCUGGGCAGCGGCACCUACGCCACGGUCUUCAAGGCCUACAGGAAGAAGAACGCCCGGGAGGUCGUGGCCAUCAAGUGCGUGAGCAAGAAGAACCUGAACAAGGCGUCUGUGGAGAACCUGCUGACGGAGAUUGAAAUCCUCAAGACUGUCCGGCAUCCGCACAUUGUGGAGCUGAAAGACUUCCAGUGGGAUAAGGAGUACAUCUACCUGAUCAUGGAAUUCUGUGCCGGGGGCGACCUGUCCCGCUUCAUCCACGCGCGACGCAUUCUUCCGGAGAAGGUUGCGCGCAUCUUCCUCCAGCAGCUGGCUUGUGCCUUGAAGUUCCUUCAUGACAAGAAUAUCUCCCACUUGGACCUGAAGCCCCAGAAUAUCCUGCUAAGCUCCUUAGAUAAACCUCACCUCAAACUGGCAGAUUUCGGCUUCGCCCAGCACAUGUCUCCGCGGGAUGAAAAGCACGUGCUGAGGGGGUCCCCGCUUUACAUGGCCCCGGAGAUGGUGUGCAGCCGGCAGUACGAUGCCCGGGUUGACCUGUGGUCCGUGGGGGUGAUCCUCUACGAGACCCUCUUUGGACAGCCACCGUUUGCCUCUAAGUCCUUCUUGGAGCUGGAGGAGAAGAUCCGCAGUAAUCAGCCCAUCGAGCUCCCCAGUCGCCCCCGGCUCUCCCUGGAAUGUCGGGACCUCCUGCAGGGCCUCCUGAAGAGGGAUCCCAAGCAGCGCCUCUCCUUCCAGGCCUUCUUCACGCACCCGUUUGUGGACAUGGAGCACAUGCCCAGCGCAAGGAGCCUGGACAAAGCCACCUCUCUCGUCUCGGAAGCUGUGAAGAAGGACCAAGAGGGGGAGGCCGCAGCCGCCCUCUCCCUCUAUUCCAGUGCCCUGGAGUACUUCGUCCCUGCUCUGCAGUAUGAAACCGAGGCUCACAGGAAGGAAGCGCUCCGGUCCAAGGUGAACGAAUACGUCUCGCGGGCCGAACAGCUCAAGGCGCUGGUGGCCUCCAGCAACAGAGCUCUCUUGGAGCAGGGCUGUCCUGCCAGAGAGAUCCUGAAAGAGAUGUCCAAGGACAAGCCUCGCCUUCACGCCGCCCUGGAAGUCGCGUCCAUCGCUGUCGCUAAGGAGGAGGAGGGCAGGGACGACCACGAAGCCCUGGCGCUCUACCAGCAGAGCCUGGGCGAACUGUUGCUGAUGCUGGCCGCUGAGCCUGCGGGGAGGAGACGGGAGCUGCUGCAUGCGGAGAUCCAGACGCUGAUGGGCCGAGCUGAAUACCUGAAGGAGCAGAUCAAGAUAAAGGAGUCGCAGUGGGAAGCCAGAGAGGGAAUGUCGGAGUCUGUGAAAAGCUCAUGUACCUUGCAGUGAAGCGUCUGCCUGGUGGAUCCAGAACCGCAGACCAGGGAGCACCGGACAAUCCUUCAAACCGAGACGCAGUUCGUGCAUCCGGCAUGGAAUUGUGUUUGGGCUACACACACACACAGACAGACACACACUUGGAGCAAACCUGGUGAAGCGUGAGGUUGUACAAAGUGUUGUUGCUUGUAUAGUGUAAUUUAUUUAUCCACGGUGUGUUGUAAAGAUUCAAUUUUCUUGGGCGAUGCUGAGCAACCGCAGAGGAUUUGAGAAGCAUCCGAUAGGCAGGAUUAAAGCUCAGGGUGGUACAGAC